Molecule: messenger RNA, 2165 nt
Organism: Seriola dumerili (greater amberjack)
Lineage: Eukaryota; Metazoa; Chordata; Actinopteri; Carangiformes; Carangidae
Exons: 2
Coding region: 63-950 (295 amino acids)
Source: RefSeq, a predicted model, not a curated record
AUUACAACUGCUCAUACACAAACACAGAGAUCAGAAACUUAAAACCAGCCGACUAAAACAGGAUGAUGAAGAUGUCAAGAAGAGUCACAAGUUGCUGUGUAGCUCUGUUCCUUACCCUGACCUCUGUGUCAGCUGUGAGAAAGCUCAAUUCAAUCAAUGAUUUGAGGGAAAUCAACUUUGGCCAAUCUGUGCCCACACACAGUCUCCUGCUGCUCUACUGGUUUGCCAACAUUGUUGAUAUUGACAGAAACAAUGUCAUACAUUUAACCUUUGAUCCAAACAAUGAAGAUUAUGGCUCACAUCAUUAUGGCAACUUUGAGGGGCUGCUGGAACAACGGCCUUACGGACAUCAGUACUACACUGUUGGCAAUCUCAAACAAGACUCGCCCAGGCGACUUCCAUCUUAUGUCCUCCAUCCCAAGGCAGAGUAUGCGGGAAGAAACAGGGACCGGAUCAUAAUCAGAGUCAGGGAUCAGAACACAGGAUGGCAGAGGAUAGACAGAGUGUACCUCACACAGCAUUAUGGGGCUCCUGAACAUCCGGGGACAUAUGAUCCAGAUCAUACCUACGAGAUCACGACUAACCUUUUAAGAGAAAUCAGAGAGUUUUCUGUAGAAAAUCGGCAGUCACUCAUGUUUCUCAGAGAUCGCUUUGGAGGAAACGCUAAUGACUUCCAAUUACAGGACAUAAGAAACACAUGGGGUCAACUUGCUGGUCUUGGACUGCUGCUGUUUAUUGUGCUCCAGAGAGGGCGCUACUCGAACCAAUCCAACUACAGACCUCAGCAGGCGGCAAGAAGAAACACAGACACUGAUUUCUUUGGCAGCAGACAAAAUCAUGGGAAUGCUGAUACUUCAAACAUCUGUACAAACAUCUGUACUUAUAUCGGGGUCAUUUUAUUUUUAUUAGUUGUUAUGAUUGUCAUUUCUUCAUCAGAUAUGAGAAGAUGACAAGAGAUGAGGGAGAGCAAGUUCCUAGAUAUUGCCUACACAAAAGUGUGAUGGAAAUGCUCUUCAAUGAUGACGAAGACAUGGAAGCCAGCAGGAGUUAACAUGAAUGAGAAUCAGACUUAUGACACCUCAGUAGACCUGGAUGAUGGCAACGGGUAGUUCUACUAUUCUGUUGUAUGCUUUGUUUUGCCUCCAUAUGUUGCAUUAAUUGUGUACUUUAUUUUCUUCAUAUUGAGAUAUAGGCUUAGUAUGACAUGCUUGUGAUGAAAGACCAAAUAUUAAAAAAAAUCACAACUGUUUGCAAUGAAGCGCUGGGAGUCUUGAGGGUUUCAGUUCAGACUAGUCAGUCAGCCAACUUUAUCAGACUAUAGGAUCAUAGUAAAAACUCAGUGAUCAGCACAUCUUCCUCACCAAGAGCUGAAGGAGUCAUCAGUGAUUGAAGGUGGUGAAGUGUUUGUUCUGACUGAAAACCUGCAGAAGCUGACCUCAAGAGACAUCUGCUGUAAAUAACGUUUGAAUGGAUCUUGAAUUUUUAUUUUUUUAUUUUUUUUUAAAACAACAUGGCAGUUUUAAGCUUUAUUAGAGGUGAGGUCUAAGGGGUUGUAUUUCGCCAAAAACACAUCUGGACAUUUUGAGCUUUAUAUAUUUCUAUUUAAAAAAACUGCAGUUAGGUAAUAACUUCACAAAUUCUGCUCUGGUACAAUCAUAAACCUACAGAUUUUAUUCUUGCAACAAUGUCAUGCUCCAGCACAUUUAAUCUAAAAGUAGUGAUUAAUUGCUGCUUCAUCCUGUGUCUGAUAAACAUGAAGAGAAUUUAAAUAGCUCUGAUGUAUAAAUGAAACAAAUGAGUGAAAUGUGCUAUGGCCUCUUAAGAACAACCUUCUGUAAUUAUAUAUUAGCUUUUGGAUUUAAAAAAAAAAAAAAAAAUCAGGAGUGUAUUUUACAUGAUUUGUAUUCUUUCUGUAAUGCUGAAAAUGGUGCAUUUAUAUACCACACACUGCUUUGUUUGGUCUGUAAAUAAAGUCUAUAAAGCUGACACAUUUGAUCAUCUCUUCAUACCAUUUCCUCAAGAAGCCCAGGUCAAUGUGAGGAAGAAUUCAAAUACAGAGGGAAACUCUUGUGUUGGUCUUUGUGUUGAUGAAUUUACUUAUUCAAGUUCAGUUAGAGCAGCAACUCGCCAUUACUUUCUUUAUUGAGUAAUCAUUUUAAUUAUGU